ACCGAACGGAGGCACAGUGCGCGCGUAGCAGCGGCCGACACGGCCCGUACCAACCUUCUUAAUAAAAAACAAAGAACAUUGUCAUUUAUAACCAAGAAUUAAUUAACUUCGGAAGAAAGAAUUACUCCAAAAAACUUUUCAAAUUCACAUAAUCAUAAAAGAGGCUCCGAAGUGUAGUAAUUAAAAUAGAACAAAAAGUUUUCGGUCCCGUCCCGUUUCAUUUCAUUUUUUGUGAGUCGAAAAACAUUAAAAUUAUUGAGCCGAAAGUUUUGAAAGAAGAACUUCAAACAAUGCAAGAUUGUGUACGAACUUGACGACAGCUGUGAAAGAACAAAAGAGAUGAGAUUGUCCCGCAAGAAAGCGGCGCAAGUCCAGUUGCAGGCAGAAUUAAACACUGACGAGGAAUGGAACAAAUUCCUGUUACGGGAAGGAUUGCUGGUAGUGGACGUGUACACGGAAUGGUGCGGGCCGUGCAUCGGCAUGGUGGGCAACCUGAAGAAGAUCAAAGUGGAGCUGGGAGGAGACAACCUACACCUGGCGGUGGCCAAGUCCGAUACGAUUGAGUGUCUGAAGAGGUUCAUAAAACGCAGCGAGCCAACAUGGAUGUUCAUUGCGUCAGGUCAGCUGCUGAACGUGGUGUUUGGAGCGGACGCGCCACGCCUGACCAGAACCAUCGAGCAAGAGCUCCGCAACGAGGAACUCGCCAAGAAGGGAGAGUUGCAACGCCCACAGAGGGCGCCACACGAGCUCACGCCACCAGAACAGGAGGUGGCUAACGCCCAAGAGAAGCUUCAGCAAGAGCGUGCUGCCCGCGAGGCGGCGGCGGUGGAGGCGGCGCGGCUGGCGAGGCGCGAGGCGCGCGCCACCCGCCUCGAGGCGCACUUCGCCGACAUCUGCCCCGUGCUCAUGAUGCCGCACGCGCAGAAGAUGCUCAGGAAAAUCUCCGACACAUUGGAACAGAACGGAUUAAUGGUAGCUGACAAGUGUCCUUUACUGUUGGGUAAAGAUGGAGCCAAAAGACUAGCCCUGGAAGACCCGGAGCUGAACUCUGCAGCCGCCGUCGGCGUACUGAGUGAGCGGCCAGCACUCACACUGCUUCUGAAGAAGAUGGCAGAGAAAGAGGGCAAUAUUAUUGAGCUAACCCGACGAGCUCUCUGUGGCGAUAGCGAUGACGAGGAAUCUGUUAAGAAGAGUCUUUACGAAGAGCUUAAAGUCGACUCCAUCCCUGGGGUGUUCGUCCCCGUGGACAGGCACCAGCGAGCUGCAGCUUUGGAUGUGUUAUUCCCCAAGAUGGUAAGCGCGUUAGUAGAGCCGCCCGCCCCAGUGGAAGCUCCGCAUGUGGCGGUAGUUUUCGGAGCGUGGCAGCGGCGUGCGGUUAUCAACGCAUGCGCAGAAGCAGCGGCGGGCCGCGUGCUGCGCUGCGGGUUCUUCGCCGACGCUGACGUCAGCCAACCGCGAUUGCUGUGCAAGACCUUAGAGCAAUACGACGAGCGCGUGGAGAAGGACUAUUGUGAGACCAUAGUACUGAUGAUAGCUAUGGGUCUAGCGGAGCCCGAACUGGCGGAGAGCGAUGCGAUAUUCCCAUCCGGUUUACCCCCGGAGCUGACGGCGCUGGGUCCGCUUCAUGUGUCCGCGGAUACUGUAGAAGGAGCGGUAGAAUGCGCGCGGUUCUUCCCGCCCGGAUAUAACGCGCCCGAGAAGACGCAUAAGGCUCGCGCCAAGAAGAAGAGGAAGAAGCGUCACGAGACCAAGGACGACGGCGGCGAAUCCACUGAAGCGCCGCCGCCGGCAGACGCGACGGAACAAGAGGCGACAGAGACAACGCCGUCUGACGCCGAGCCUGAUGCCGAGCCUGACGACCAGCCUGAUGAAGACAGCGAAGAUGCCACUGCCGAUAAAGCUACCUCGCCCCCACCUAAUUAA
Molecule: messenger RNA, 1923 nt
Organism: Chilo suppressalis (striped riceborer)
Lineage: Eukaryota; Metazoa; Arthropoda; Insecta; Lepidoptera; Crambidae
Source: the annotation of a GenBank genome assembly